Molecule: messenger RNA, 513 nt
Organism: Talaromyces proteolyticus
Lineage: Eukaryota; Fungi; Ascomycota; Eurotiomycetes; Eurotiales; Trichocomaceae
Exons: 1
Source: RefSeq, a predicted model, not a curated record
AGCCAAGGCAGGAAACGAAAACGGAGCACUUCGACAAACCGAGGAGACUCACAGUCCGUCAAAUCCUCAACUUCGAAAAAUAUCGGUCCAUAUCAUCGGACUUUCCCACAACAUCUGAUUGAUCACGGAAUAUACCCACAUUUGUAUAAGUUUUUGGAUGGAAGCAUCGCUUCAAAGCCUAGUAACUGGAAUGAGAUAGUAUCCAAACUCUCCAGAUGGCGGGGGUCGCUUUCAUCCUCUACUUCCAAAGAGGAUAAUUUUGAAGAGUUUCUGCGAGCAGACGUAGACGCGCCCAAGGAAAUGCAAGUUGCAGAGACAGUAAUCCCGUUCAUUGAAGGCAAAGUCCCGGAUAAUAAAUGUGUCUGUGGUGCUCUCCCUUUCUAUAAUCUUGACCCUCUCACAGAUGGAACACUAGUUUCGGGUAAUCCUGAUCGCUACUACGGGUCGCGACCUGAGGCGCUCAAUCGCCAAAUUCGACUUGAACUUGAUGCCACCAGAAAAGAUCUACCGCUU